Alternaria atra is the source of this 2034-nucleotide messenger RNA. RefSeq lists its product as uncharacterized. NCBI's taxonomy places the organism in Eukaryota, Fungi, Ascomycota, Dothideomycetes, Pleosporales, Pleosporaceae. The coding region runs from base 1 to 2034 and encodes 677 amino acids. The record is from RefSeq and is a predicted model, not a curated record. The transcript has a single exon.
AUGAGUAACCGAGUUACGAGAUCAAGGGCGGCAGCGGCAGCGGGACAGAGCGCCCCUCCAACACCCCGUCUUGUCAACCCCACCCUUCCAGAAAACUGGCCUCCCGAGCCAUCAACAUCAGAAGAAUUUCGAGUCUGGCUGAGGCUAACCAAAGCCGCUCUACAAAAAUGGCUGACAGAAGCCGCAGCUGCAGCCCAAGAUACAUCCACCGCGAACACUAUCCGCGACUACACUACAGAAGCAGACCGACGAUGGGAGCCAUUCGAACGUCAAACAGACUUAGAAACCGGAGAAAUAUACGAUGAAACCCAGCGCGCCGUUAUGGAGACGGCCGCCGAAGCAGAAGAGCAAAGACGCGCAGACCUGCACCAACAGCACGAAACAUGGCGAAAGUUCGCCGAGUACCGAUACGCGCAAGCAGCUUGGGAAGACUUCUUGUACUUCCAAAACGUGUGGAAUAGACGGAACUAUGAACCUCUGAAGAUGUAUUCAGAGACUGCAUCUGGCAGAAGAGGUGCUACGAUACGACGCGCAUUUGAACAGAUGAUGCGGCCAGAAGGUAAAGAGUCUGCGUCAGACCGCGACGUAAUAUCCAAAGCCAAAGCCGGACCGAAGAAAACAACUCGUGAGUACGGCUUAGAAAGGGCACCAAUACUUGGUACCCCUGAUCAAGACAGGAUGGACAGAACGCAUGAUGAUUGGUCCAAUGAACCGUUCUUCGGAAUUUAUUGCAGGUGGCUGGAUCAUAUAAUUGGCUUGUACACUGCUGCUAAGCUUGGGUAUCGCAAGCGCGUUCCUGGUGUUGUUGCGCCGGAGGAUGCGCAUCGGUAUACGCAGCCGUCGAGGGGUACUACGCCGCAAGCACUGAGAAGUUACGUGAAUCGUGGUCUUCAUCUCGAGGAGAGGUUUCCGCGGAAAAGACGAGUACAGAUCGAUGUUAACGAAGUCGAAGAGCAGUAUCGAGGAAACACUGAGCGUGCGCGUGACAUCGAGCUUGACGGGGCUGGUGGAAUGAAGCCAAUCUGUUGGAAGAUUAACGAAGAAGCUUAUGAGGAUUUGAGAGUCGACACAGAAGCAAAGAGCGGGUUUAGCACGAACCCGCGCACCUUGAGACUAUUGCCGAAAGACCAUAAGACUCAUCAUGGAAGCCGGGAAACUACUUUUUACUGGCCAACGUCUUUCGAUUCCCCAGAAUGGGGAGGUGAUGUUGCUGUGACAGCUGUUGGGAGGGGUUACGCAUAUGAGGAAAUCAGUGAUCCUGAAGAUGAUCCUAGCAGGUCAAAGAAGAAGAGGGGAAAGAGCCGAGGUUACAAAGUCGACGAAGAUGGAGAAUACAUUAGGAAGUUCGAAGAUAGACCACGCCACAAAAGAGAAAGAUACACGCAGCAGGGAAUCGAGUUUGAGCAUGGUAUGCUUGGAACUGGGGUAGCUGGCCGAGAUCGGAAUGAUAGAUGGAUAGGGAGCUACAUCCAAGGCAAUAUCUCCAAAGAACGUUGGGAACUUGACGAUGACGGUAAUCGCAUACCUUUGCCACCUCAGUACGUGCUGCAGAACAAGUUCGCCACCCUCAUCGCGAAGAGGUCCAACAUAAGAGAUACGCGACCUGAGAGACAUAAUAAUCUAAGGAUAACGAACCAACUCUCUGACAACGAAGUCAACGGCUGCGUCGACGCCAACGAAAAUUUCCCUUGGUCUGGGAAUAUGAACCCUGAGCAACUAGGUGACCCGUGGGCUUCGAGUGACGAAAACGGCGAUGAAGAAGGCGCUGAUCAUCCUGGCGAUAGCGGUGACGAUGAGAGCUACGACGACGGCGAUUUGUUCCUUAUUUCGUAUAGAGAAUGCUCAAAGUGUCCCAAGAGGGAGCGCGCGCGUUUGUUGUUGGAAUCUCUCCAUGCCAAAUACGAUGAGGUUCCUGGUUGGACUGUCGAAGAGAUCAUGCGCCUGCAGAAUGACGACGAUGAAUUUGAGAAUCUUUCAGAUGAACAGAUUACGGAGAACUAUAUAUUAGAAGCGGUAUUGAUGAAAAGCGGCUAG